This is a messenger RNA of Rhodamnia argentea, 877 nucleotides long. RefSeq lists its product as uncharacterized. The transcript has a single exon. Bases 202 to 714 code for a protein of 170 amino acids. NCBI's taxonomy places the organism in Eukaryota, Viridiplantae, Streptophyta, Magnoliopsida, Myrtales, Myrtaceae. The record is from RefSeq and is a predicted model, not a curated record.
GGGAAAAGUAGCAGCGAAUCAAGAAAACCUCCCCGAAAGAACCCACGAUCCAAUUCAUCAAACACCCAGAAGAGAAGCCCCCCAAGAUUCACCACCAAGAUCGGACUUGACUGCACUGUCUCCAGAGCUUUCGUCAGCGACCCAGAACAGCAGAAUCGAACCCUUUUUCUUCUUUCGUUCUUGUCGGGGUCUUCUACCGCCAUGGGCGACAGAGAAGAAGAACCGCCAGCAUCCCCGACCUCGGCAGCACAGCAAGCACCGUCCUCGUACCCUCUGAUUCUCAAGAUCAUGAGCAAGCGGCGGACUUGGGCGUGCCUCUUCGUGCUCGUGUAUGCCGCCCUCUUGUCCUCCACGUGGAACUCCCUCAAGUCCAUCCUGUCCUGGUACAAGUUGCAGGCCCACCAACACCCGUCGUCUGGGUGGCCCGCGCUGUACGCGUCGGUGCUCCUCGGCGCGGUCUUCGGGGUCCUCUCGAUGGUCGCCGCCCUCGCCGUCGUCGUCCCGGCGACGCUGGUGACGUGGAUCACGGUGGUGGUGUUGCUGGCCUUCUUCGGGAAGCCCAAGAGGGCUCUGGUCCUCGAAGGGAGGAAGAUAACGAAGGAGAUCGUUGGGCUGGUGUGCAAGGUUCUGCUCAAGGAAGGGAAUGUUGUGGCUGCAGUUUGUGCUGUUCUUGGGUACUUCGCUCUUGUCAAAAGGAACGCUGAGGGUGUCUAAUGUGAUAGAAUUCGAGCUAUAACAUUCAGAUUUGCGGAUUUUUCAUUUUCUUGGGAAGAGAUUAGGGAUUUGGGGGUUCUUGGUGAGAGAGAACUGGUAAAGUUCACUUUUUUUUGUUUGGGUCUUCUUUGUGACGAGUUCUUGUUUUCAACUUUUCCUUUCU